GGUCCCCUGAAUGUCAGGCAAGAGCUUCCCAGCUUGGCGCGUUGCGUUGAUUUCCACAUGCAGAUAGAUAAUACUUAAAUCAUUAAAUCUUAAAAGAAGCGAAACUUGUUCCAAAAAAGAACACCUCGUGCCUACUUCGACCCGUACGUCAUUUUACGAAGCGCGUUAAUUACGAUACCCCUUUUUUCGCAACGGUGGAAGAUAAGGUAGACGUUGAGUCUAUCCGUCUUAUUAUCAUACUAUCAUCGGAUACGUUGCCGAUUAGCCCGAACGAGACCUACCCGCCGCCUAGUUACCCGAGAUUCAAACUCAACACAUAAUAAAGGAAGAGGAAGUUAGAGUACAAGCAGAACAACGAAGAACAACGAAAUCGCAAGACACAUGUCUCUCUUUUUAUAACAACACUACGAUAUGAGGGUCGCUAGCUGUCGCAUAAUACUUCGUCGCCAAUCAUGUUCUCCUCGCUGAAGAGCUUUUCCUCCAACAUCAACUCCAACUACUCCGUCUCGCAGACUAUAACAUCCACAGCUGGUCCGUGGAAGAUAUACGAUGCGAAGAAGAAGUCGACUGGGAAGACAUAUUCUGUGUUUGUCUUUGAGAGAAAGUCGUUAGAGUCGCAUGGCGGCUCCUUAGGUCGAUCAGGCGCAGCAGCCUUCAAGCGCUCCGUAGACGAGGUGACGGAACGUUUAAAGAAAGAGGCCUCCUCUCUUGCCAGACUGCGACACCCAAGCAUCCUAGAACUUGUCGAACCCGUUGAAGAAACUAGAUCAGGUCUACAGUUCGUUACCGAACCCGUAACUACGUCACUAGCGAGUCUAUUACAAGAGAAAGAUGACCAAGAGAGAGCAGGUGGGGUCGGAGGUCGCUCCAGUCGAUAUGUUACAGAAGACUCCGACGGUACUAGACGCAGACGGGAACUAGAGAUCGAUGAGCUUGAGAUUCAGAAGGGUUUGCUUCAGAUUAGCAAGGCUCUAGAAUUCCUCCAUGAGAACGCCGGUCUCGUCCAUGCGAAUUUAACUCCAGACGCUGUGCUGAUCAAUUCUAAGUCCGAUUGGAAAGUUAGUGGUCUCUCUUUCUGUAGUCCGCCGGAGAACUCGACAAAAGCAACAUCAGUUCAACCUAUUAGUCUUUCCGAAGUUCUCAAUCUAGACCCCCGGUUACCUCGCCAUGUACAAAUCAAUCUUGAUUUUACUUCACCAGACUUCGUCCUGGAUAAUAAUCUCACAUCUUCUGCCGACAUGUUCUCACUCGGACUUUUAUGUGUUGCCUUAUAUAACUCACCUCAUCGAUCACCUAUAGAAAGUAGUGGUAGCAUCUCGGCUUAUAAAAGGUUGUUUACGUCAUCUUCGACUGUGCCGUCUUCUGGGAAUGGAUUUCUAUCGAAGAGGCCACUGCCAAGAGAUCUAUCGGCGCACGUACUACCACGACUAAUUACACGACGUCCUGCGCAGCGCAUGACGGCUCGAGAGUUCCAGGAGAGCGAAUACUUUGACAAUAUCUUGGUGUCGACAAUUCGAUUUUUGGAUGCUUUCCCAGCCAAGACCCCUAAUGAAAAGGCUCAGUUUAUGAGGGGUCUUAACAAGGUCUUACCGUCCUUCCCGAAGUCGGUUAUGGAAAAGAAAGUCCUACCGGCAUUGCUAGAAGAGCUCAAAGACAAAGAUCUUCUGUCGCUCAUCCUUCAGAAUGUCUUCAAGAUUAUGGAUCUGUUACCAUCGUCGAGACGAGCGUUUUCGGAGAAGAUACGACCGAGAAUUAAGGAGAUUUUCGUUGUGAAUGCCAAGCAGACGCAAGAGAAGGAUCCAGCCAGGGAUGCCGGUUUAAUGGUUGUUUUGGAAAAUACGAGUCAGAUAGCUGAAAACUCAUCUGGCAAGGAGUUCAAAGAUGAUGUGUUACCGAUCAUUUUGGCAGCUAUUGAGUCGCCGACGCCCUCACUCGUCGAUGCCGCUUUGCGCGGCCUACCGGUCGUUUUGCCGGUUCUAGACUUCAGCACUAUCAAGAACGAAUUGUUCCCAGUCAUCGCUGCCGUCUUUAGCAAAACAAGCAGCUUAGCCAUAAAGGUUCGCGGCUGUCGAGCUUUUGUCAUACUUUGUGGCGGCUCGAAUGAGUAUUCCUCAGCCGAUGACGGACUUGACGGCUUGGGACCUGAGAAGAAAAAGACUUCGUCGUCGAGUGCUCUAGACAAGUACACCAUGCAAGAGAAAAUUAUCCCACUUAUAAAAGCCAUCAAAACCAAAGAGCCGGCAGUUAUGAUGGCCGCCUUAGAUGUUCUACGAGUUGUAGGCGAUAAUGCCGACGCCGACUUUGUAGCCAUGGAUAUCCUACCCAUCCUCUGGAGUAUGAGUCUAGGUCCUUUGUUAGACCUCAAGCAAUUCCAAUCAUUUAUGGGAUUAAUCAAAUCACUCUCCAAGAAAGUCGAGGAAGAACAAAUGAAGAAAUUACAAGAACUUUCGGUCGUGAAUGGAGGAGCGAGGGCUGCGACUCCUAAUGACGAUUUCAUAGGAUUUGGGGGUGUUACUGGGACGACAUUUGAUUCCACAAACGGUGCUACAGAAGAUGAUUUCGAGCGGCUCGUCAAGGGGAAAGUCACCCGAACCUCGAGCGAUCCAAUGGACGCAAAUUGGGAUGUGGCGCCAGCAUCAGCCGCUGCCUCAACAGUCACCUCGCCGCCGAUUAAAUCACCCCAAUUUUCUUGGUCAACGCCAAGCCCUACCGCUACUACUAUUGCUCCUCGACCCGGUCAAUUUGGUGCUACCCAAGCCCAACCCACUUUCAGAACAGUCACGCCGGAUCUCGCUCAGUUCGGAACAUUAACCCCUUCAUCUACGCAAUACUCCCAACCUCUACAACCCUCAACAGGAAAUACUACCAAUGCGCCAACUAUACCGCAAAACUCAUCCGCGGUCAAUUGGUCCACUACCACUGCGGCAACGGCCAAUCCAUGGGCUUCCAGUUCAUCUACCCCGAUGUCACCGCCGGCCCCAUCAUUCGGUGCAGUGACAUCAGGGAUGUCAAAUAUGAAUCUUGGUCAAUCAAGACCAACUAUGAGCCAAUCAUCUUCCUUUUCUCUCCCUCCACCACCAUCUAGGGGAAGUGGCACACCAACAGGAUUCAGCUUACCUCCGCCACCAGGAGCUCAAAGACAGAGUUCAACGUCGCCAUUCGGUCAGCCAUCCAGUGGUUUUGGUGCCACAUCUCACCAACCAACUGGAAGCAUGGGCAGCAUGAUGAAUUCAGGAAUGGGGAGCAUGAAUAGGAGUAUGAACAGCAUGAACAGCAUGAGUAGCAUGAGUAGCAUGAUGGGCGGUAUGAACACUAUGACACCAAGCCAACCUGCGCCACAGCCACAACAACAGCAACAGCAACCCCAGAGGUCGGGCUUGGAUAAGUAUGAGAGUUUGCUGUAGGGAGAUCAUGUAGAAAUUCUAAUGUCAUAAUAUUGGUGUCGAUAGGCAUGUGUUACGUUCGAUAUUAAAGAAUCAUCUAGGCAAUUUACGUUCCCAAAUAUGGGCUCCCCGAAAUGUUGACACGCGGGUACCUAAAUGGUUCGUCCCUCCAAAGGAUACCUUAAUUUACAUCUCUAUUUCAUCAACGCGGUAGCCCAGCGCCCUAGGAUUUUAUGCCGCCACUUACGACGCACUCUGAUGUGAUCAAGUCUUG
Molecule: messenger RNA, 3657 nt
Organism: Hypoxylon trugodes
Lineage: Eukaryota; Fungi; Ascomycota; Sordariomycetes; Xylariales; Hypoxylaceae
Product: ARM repeat-containing protein
Exons: 4
Coding region: 453-3404 (983 amino acids)
Biological process (GO): protein phosphorylation
Molecular function (GO): protein kinase activity; ATP binding
Source: RefSeq, a predicted model, not a curated record